Molecule: messenger RNA, 525 nt
Organism: Symbiodinium necroappetens
Lineage: Eukaryota; Dinophyceae; Suessiales; Symbiodiniaceae
Source: the annotation of a GenBank genome assembly
GACGGCCGUGCCCUGGAGUUUGCCUCGGCGAAGCUGCGAGACGACAAGGAGAUCGCCUUGGCGGCGGUCUGCCACCAGGGCCGGGCCUUGCGCUUCGCCUCGGAGCGGCUGCGCAGAGACCGGGAAGUCGUCACCUGCGCCUGUGUCAAUGACGGGAAUGCCUUGGAAUAUGCGAUGAACUGGCGCAGAGACAAGAAAAUGGUCCUUCUGGCAGUCGAACGGCACCAGGCUCUGGACCGGCCGACGUGCAGUCCCAUCCAAUUUGCUGCUCCUGAGCUGCUGGGGAACUUUGACUUCAUGUGGCAAGCGGCACAGCUCGACCGCUGCUGUGUUGACUUUGCUGCUGCUGACAUACGUCCGGUUUUGCGGACCGCUUUGGAGGAAAGUCUGGCUAUGGAUCACGGUUGUCUUGAGAUGAAGGUGCCGCUGUCGGAGUUGAAGUUCCGGUCGGAGCGCAGCACGGCGCCAGGAGCAGAGGACUCGGAAUCGGAGUCAGACGGGGACGGCAGCGUUUACAGCAUCUGA